UGUCACUCCCACUGCCACUAUGCUGGCCUCAGAGCUCCUUCUGGUGGCUUUGUUCACCUGCCUGACAAUGAUGGUCUUGAUGUCUGCCUGGAGGCAGAGGAAGCUCUGGGGGAAGCUCCCUCCAGGACCCACCCCAUUGCCCCUCAUUGGGAACUACCUGCAGCUGAACACAAAGCAGCUGUCGGAUUCCUUCAUGAAGAUCAGCGAGCGCUAUGGCCCCGUGUUCACGGUCCACCUGGGGCCGCGGCGCAUUGUGGUGCUGUGUGGACAUGAGGCCGUGAAGGAGGCGCUGGUGGACCAGGCUGAGGAAUUCAGUGGGCGAGGCGGGCAGGCCACCUUCAACUGGCUCUUCAAAGGCUAUGGGGUGACGUUCAGCAAUGGCGAGCGAGCCAAGCAGCUCCGGCGCUUCUCCAUCACCACACUGCGGGACUUUGGUGUGGGCAAGCGUGGCAUCGAGGAGCGGAUCCAGGAGGAGGCGGGCUUCCUCAUUGAGGCCUUCCGGGGCACGCAAGGCACCUUCAUCGAUCCCACCUUCUUCCUGAGCCGGACAGUGUCCAAUGUCAUCAGCUCCAUUGUCUUUGGGGACCGCUUUGACUAUGAGAACAAAGAGUUCCUGUCACUGCUGCGUAUGAUGCUGGGAAGCUUCCAGUUCACAGCUACAUCUAUGGGUCAGCUCUGUGAAAUGUUCCCAUCAGUCAUGAAACACCUGCCAGGACCACAGCAACAGGCAUUUAAGGAUCUGAAAGGUCUGGAGGACUUCAUAGCCAAGAAGGUGGAGCAGAACCAACGCACGCUAGAUCCCAACUCCCCGCGGGACUUCAUCGACUCCUUCCUCAUCCGCAUGCAGGAGGAGCAGAACAACCCCGACACAGAGUUCUACUUGAAGAACCUGGUGCUGACCACACUGAACCUCUUCUUUGCGGGCACUGAGACAGUCAGCACGACCCUGCGGUAUGGCUUCCUGCUGCUCAUGAAGCACCCAGAUGUGGAGGCCAAAAUCCAUGAGGAGAUUGACCAGGUGAUUGGCAAGAACCGGCAGCCCAAGUUUGAGGACAGGGCCAAGAUGCCCUACACAGAGGCGGUGAUCCAUGAGAUCCAAAGAUUUGGAGACAUAAUCCCCCUGAGCCUAGCCCGCAGAGUCACCAAGGACACCAAGUUUCGGGAGUUCUUCCUCCCCAAGGGCACUGAAGUGUUCCCUAUGCUGGGCUCUGUGCUGAGAGACCCCAAGUUCUUUUCCCACCCCCGAGACUUCCACCCCCAGCACUUCCUGGAUGAGAAGGGCCAGUUUAAGAAGAGUGAUGCUUUUGUGCCCUUCUCCAUUGGAAAGCGGUACUGUUUCGGAGAAGGUCUGGCUAGAAUGGAGCUCUUUCUCUUCCUCACCACCAUCUUGCAGAACUUCUGCCUCAAGUCCUCUCAGCUGCCCCAAGACAUUGACGUGUCCCCCAAACUUGUGGGCUUAGCCACUAUCCCACGAAAUUACACCAUGAGCUUCCAGCCCCGCUGAGCAAGGGCCUUGCGGGGUGGGGGAGGGGAAGGAUGGGGUGGAGCAAAGCAGUGGGCGGGGCAUGGGUGGGGGUAUCAGGAGGGAGGUGACUUAGGGAAAUCUGAGGGGCAAGAUGGAUAGAAGACGAAAGGAAUGGGCCCUGUCUGUUCCCUUUGGUAGAAAUAACUCCUUCAGAAGUGGGAUGAAGGAAGGGAACAUAUUUAUUGAGUAAGUAUUCUGCGUCAGCUCCAUGCUAAAAGCCUUAGCACGUCCACCUCACCUAAUGCCCACAGUCUAUGCAACAGAGAACAGUGUUCAUGCCCAUUUUACAAGUGACAAAUCUUAAUUGAUUCCCAAAGAAUCUAUAACAACGACAAAAACCUUCCCAGUAAAUGAAUUUUUCACUGUCACUAAACAUACUAAAAUCUUU
Molecule: messenger RNA, 1913 nt
Organism: Neofelis nebulosa (Clouded leopard)
Lineage: Eukaryota; Metazoa; Chordata; Mammalia; Carnivora; Felidae
Product: cytochrome P450 2A13-like
Exons: 9
Coding region: 20-1504 (494 amino acids)
Biological process (GO): xenobiotic metabolic process; coumarin metabolic process
Cellular component (GO): intracellular membrane-bounded organelle; cytoplasm
Molecular function (GO): oxidoreductase activity, acting on paired donors, with incorporation or reduction of molecular oxygen, reduced flavin or flavoprotein as one donor, and incorporation of one atom of oxygen; iron ion binding; heme binding
Source: RefSeq, a predicted model, not a curated record